CUGAACGCUUCAUUUGAGGUCUAACCGUUCCGCUGAUUUUUCGUCUCUACCGGAGAAAUUCUCACCUCGGUCAAUGGACAGCUCGCUCAUUUUCCUCCGCUGGAGAAGAGCUGGUGAUCUGUGUGACAGCGAGCCGGUGUGGGAAAGCUGAAAAAGGGAGAAAAAACACAGAGACAGAUAGAGUGUGUGUGUGUGUGUGUGUGAGAGAGAGAGAAAGACCUAGAGAGAGUGAAGGCGACGGAGCGGUAAAAAGAUGCGGCGGCUGCGGAGCGGACUGGAGUUGCGCGCGCGCCCGAUGCUGUUCUGGCUCGCGCUGUGCUCGGCGGCGGCGGCGGCACGCGGGUCACAGCACGGAAUCCCGCUCGGAGUCGUUAAACUGUGGGCUUCAGCGUUCGGUGGUGAAAUCAAAUCCAUCGCCACUAAAUACUCCGGCUCACAGCUACUGCAGAAGAAAUGUAAGGAGUAUGAGCGCAAAGUUCAGAUGGAGGAGGCUGACGGAGCCAAGCUGGUGCAGAGCAUCUCUGAGAAAAUGGCCGAAAUGUUCCGCAGCAAAGCGCAAGCUGCACGGAGGCUGGUGGAGGCGGCGGAGGAGGCGCACUUACAGCACGAGGAGAACCCUGACCUGCAGUAUGAGUACUUCAACGCUGUCCUGAUAAAUGAAGUGGAUGAGGACGGGAACAGCGUGGAGCUGGGAGGAGAGUUUCUCUUGGAGCCGAACGAUCACUUUAACAAUCUGUCGGUCAACCUGAGUCUGAGUGUGGUGCAGGUCCCCACCAACAUGUACAACAAAGAUCCUGAUAUAGUGAACGGUGUGUACUGGUCUGAGGCUCUGAAUAAGGUCUUUGUGGAUAAUUUCGAGAAGGACCCCUCACUCAUCUGGCAGUAUUUUGGAAGUGCUAAAGGUUUUUUCAGACAAUACCCAGGUGUGAAAUGGCAUCCUGAUGAACACGGAGUCAUAUCCUUCGACUGCCGCAACAGAAAAUGGUACAUCCAGGCAGCUACGUCUCCCAAGGACGUGGUGAUUCUGGUGGACGUGAGCGGAAGUAUGAAGGGUCUGAGGCUCACCAUUGCCCGGCAGACUGUCUCCACCAUCCUGGACACGCUGGGAGACGACGACUUCUUCAACAUCAUCGCUUACAAUCAGGAGAUUCAUUACGUGGAACCGUGUCUGAAUGGAACUCUGGUGCAGGCCGACAAAACCAAUAAAAAUCAUUUCCGAGCUCAUCUGGACCGGCUGUUUGCGAAAGGCAUCGGGCUGCUGGGAGACGCUCUGACUGAAGCUUUCACCGUUCUCAACGAGUUUAACGAAGCAGGUCGUGGGAGUGUGUGCAGUCGGGCCAUCAUGCUGGUGACAGACGGAGCCACUGAAAUGUACGACGACGUUUUUGACAAAUACAACUGGCCCGAGCGGAAGGUGCGCAUUUUCCCCUAUCUGAUUGGCCGAGAGUCAGCCUUCGCAGAUAACCUGAAAUGGAUGGCAUGCGCUAACAAAGGUUAUUUCAGUCAGAUCUCCACCCUGGCUGAUGUUCAGGAAAACGUGAUGAGAUAUCUGCACGUCAUGAGCCGCCCAAAAGUCAUUGACCAUGAGCACGACACGGUGUGGACUGAGGCCUACGUGGACCAAGCUCUCGCUCAGGCUCAUAAGCUGUCUGCACGCCACGGCCCAAACCCCAUGACCACGGUGGCCAUGCCUGUCUUCAGCACCAAGAAUGAGACGAAAAAUCAAGGCAUCCUCCUGGGUGUAGUGGGAAUUGACAUCCCCAUUCAGGACCUGAUGAAGACCGUCCCCAAACACAAGUUGGGAAUUCACGGUUAUGCGUUUGCCGUCACCAAUAACGGCUACAUCCUCAUGCAUCCAGACCUCCGACAUCUGUACCAGAAUGGUCAGAAGAGACGGAAGGCCCAUUACAGCAGUGUGGAUCUGUCUGAGGUGGAGUGGGAAGACACUGACAAUUACCUCAGGAAUGCCAUGGUGAACAGAAAAACAGGGACCUUUUCCAUGGAGGUGAAGAGGACGGUGGACAGAGGGAAACGUGUUCUGUCCAUGCACAACGAUUACUACUUCACUGACAUCAGAGGAACUCCAUACAGUGUUGGUGUGGCUUUGUCUCGAGGGCAUGGAAAGCACUUCUUUAAGGGAAAUGUUUCACUGGAUGCAGGUCUGCGGGAUCUGGACCAGCCGGGCGUGGCUCUGGCAGAUGAAUGGACCUACUGCAACACCGACGAGCAUCACGAGCAUCGCUACCUGACCCAGGUUCAGGCCAUCAAACUCUACCUGACCGGCCGCAAACCACACCUCAAGUGUGACAGGGAGCUGAUCCAGCAGGUUCUGUUCGAUGCUGUAAUCACCGCUCCGCUCAGGGCCUACUGGACCGGCCUCGCUCUCAACAAGUCAGAAAAUCCUGAUAAAGGAGUGGAGAUUGCGUUCCUUGGAACUCGUACUGGUCUCUCAAGAACCAACCUGUUUGUCGUCCCGGAGCAGCUGACCAAUCAGGAUCUGCUGAAGGCAGAGGAUAAGGAAGGCGUCUUUAAUGCGGAUCACUUUCCCCUGUGGUAUAAGAGAGCGGCUGAGCAAAUUCCCGGCACCUUUGUGUACUCCAUUCCAUUUAGUGCAGCACAGGACAAUAAAAGUGUGGUGUUAGCCAGCACUGCUAUCCAGCUCUUGGAUGAGAGGAAGUCUCCUAUAGUGGCUGCCGUCGGGAUUCAAAUGAAACUGGAAUUCUUUCAGAGGAAGUUCUGGACGGCCAGCAGACAGUGUAACGCUCUGGAUGGAAAAUGUAGCAUCAGCUGUGACAAUGAGGAUAUUAAAUGUUACCUCAUUGACAACAACGGCUUCGUCCUGGUGUCUGAGGAUUAUUCUCAGACAGGGCUCUUCUUCGGAGAGGUGGAAGGGGCCGUCAUGAACAAACUGCUCCUCAUGGGCUCUUUUAAAAGGAUCACUCUGUAUGAUUAUCAGGCUCUGUGUAAGGAGUAUGUGGGCAGCAGUGACAGCGCACAUACGUUACUGAGUCCCUUCUCUGCUGUGAAGUGGCUCAUCGGUGAAAUUAUCUUAUUCCUGCUCGAGUUUAAUUUCUACAGCUGGUGGAGUUGGGACUCGACUGUAAAAGCUGACAGAGUGAACAGGAGGGCGAUGCUGGUACCGUGUGAUAUGGAGUAUCCGGUGUUUGUCUCUGAGCGCACAAUCAAAGAGACAGCCGGCAGCAUCGACUGUGACGGCUGUCUCAGGACGUUCGUCAUUCAGCAGAUUCCCAGCAGUAACCUCUUCAUGGUUGUUGUGGAGAACAAGUGUGACUGUAGCUCCGCCCCUCCUGUAACCAUGGAGCCGAUCGAGAUCAUUUACAAUGAGUCUCUUAAGUGUGAGACGCUGAAGUUUCAGAAGGACCGAAAACGUCCUGAUUCCUGUCACCCCUUCCAUCCUGAGGAAAACGCCAUGGAGUGCGGCUCAGCCAUGACACUUUCUCCCACGAUCGCUGCCGCUCUGAUGCCCCUCCUGAUCUUCCUCAUUUCCAGGUGACCUUUGAUGUGACCUUCGACCUUCCAGUCGAUGGAGGGAUCAACCGUGCUAAAGGCUAAUGCUAAAUGGUGGUAAAAACAAAAAUAACAGUUCAAAUGCAGCUUGCUGACAGAAUCCAACUCAUCCUUAUGACCUCAAAAAUGAAACCUGCUGACACUUUAGCGGCUCGGUGACCUUUAUAUGACCUUUAAGAAUGUCCAUGGGUAAAGGGCGUGAUCGGAAAUGGGCGUGAUCCAAACGCUAGACGAGUUGACCUUAGAAUUCAUUCUAAUGACUUUAUCGAGAACACUCCAGGUGGUGUGGUGUACAGAGAUGCUGAUUUACAAAGAAAAAAACAUGUGCUGGGGCAGCCAUUUUGUAGCUAGCUAGCAGCCUGCUGACAAAUUAGCGUCUAAUUAGCAACUAAAAGCAUUUCACUCGGCUGAUAUGCGGCGCAGAGACGCUCAACCUGACUAACGUUCUGCUUUAGUACAUGACCCAGUUAUCUGAAUGUUAUACUUGUAACCAACUCGAUGUAAACUGCUUCUGAGCGCUAAGUCUAACGGUCGCUAAGUCUAACAGACCGCUCCACAGCCCAGUGACACCACAUGAGUGAAUUAAUGCUAAAUCAACGUCUUGUUAGAACAAAUUCUCUGCACCCUCUGGUUCGAGAUAAGAAUAAAAAAUACAUAACAGUGAAUUUUAGCGUUUGGGACACGACCGUGUUGAGUGCGUUCUGGAGUCCGGCCUCAUGUGGGAGACGAGUGCGCUUAGAAGAAAUCACUGCUCUUUGUAAAUUCAUCCAAAAUUCAGUAUUAUUGUUUACGAGCAAGUAAAGAAAAAAGUUUUCUUUGUUAUUGAACUUUCCAUUCGUCUGCCUGACAUUUUUUUUACACGCUUUAAUUUCAUUAAAGUUAAUCAACAUGCAUGAAGUGAAGAAACGUACGGAACGUUCUACAGAAAAGUGCUGAUUUAAAAAAAAAAUAAAGAUUCUGAAUUGCACAAGAAUGCCUGCUUAACAAAAAAAAACAACAACAAAGAAAAUGUCUUUUAAAUGAUUAAAACUAUACCUCAAAAAGAACGAAAGCCAUUUGUUGUAAAUAAAAGCAUAUUUUCCAUCAGUGGUCUCAGGU
This is a messenger RNA of Hemibagrus wyckioides, 4626 nucleotides long. It is a transcript of the gene cacna2d3, whose product is annotated as calcium channel, voltage dependent, alpha2/delta subunit 3. Gene Ontology annotation, cellular component: voltage-gated calcium channel complex. NCBI's taxonomy places the organism in Eukaryota, Metazoa, Chordata, Actinopteri, Siluriformes, Bagridae. Gene Ontology annotation, molecular function: voltage-gated calcium channel activity. The transcript has 38 exons. Bases 254 to 3514 code for a protein of 1086 amino acids. The record is from RefSeq and is a predicted model, not a curated record.